Molecule: messenger RNA, 1050 nt
Organism: Rhodotorula toruloides NP11
Lineage: Eukaryota; Fungi; Basidiomycota; Microbotryomycetes; Sporidiobolales; Sporidiobolaceae
Exons: 4
Coding region: 1-1050 (349 amino acids)
Source: RefSeq, a predicted model, not a curated record
AUGCAGCGGAUACCAACGCUCUUUCUUCUCGCCCCGCGACUGGCCGCACCUCCUCACACCCGAUUGUUCUCCCUCUCUACUUCUCAUCAGUCGAAGCACUCGAACUCCAACCGCUCACGAAGCUCGACGGUCCCGACCGCGAAGGCUACAACAGUCCCUAGGCAAGCUGGGACGGAUGUCGGGCGCGCGACAGGUGGAGGGAAGAAGGCGGCGAAGGCAGCGGGAGAAGGCCUGAAAGAGGUCACCCCAGAGGCUAUCGAGGCAGAGAUGCUGGCGGGUCAGGCGUCGUUGCAGAAUGAGGCGCAAGGAGAGCGGAAGAAUCUGGCCGGGACAGAUGUUGCGCAGGGCGAAUCUUCCGGCAAGGCGAAGGAUGAAUACGGCGCGUGCGCCUGGCCCGAGGAGGUCAUCUACACGGCGACACCGUCCUACAACCCCGCCUUGAUGGUCGGAGUUUCCUUCACCUUGGGCGUCUUCUGCCUCACGCUCGCCGACCUCGCGCGUGUCGGCAUCGUCCGCCCCGACGCAGAAACCGGCGAGUUCACCAACGCACCGGCGUGGCAGCGGCACGUCACGAAGAUCACGCUGCGACGACCGCCUGCGGCCUCCAAGUCCGCCCUCGCCUUCCCGCCCAACUCGCAUCUCUGCAUCUACCACAUCUACUCGCCUAUCACGCAGCAAUGGUUCCGUCGAGCGCCUCGAACUGUACCAAUCGCCAAGUGCCACCUUCUCGGCGCCAUCUCGGCCUCGCCCAAGCCUUACCACCCGAAGAUGAAGCCAAUCCCACACAAAGAAGGCUCUCUUCGUGGCUACUUCGCCAAGCUCCGCAAGAGGUUCUUCCCAGAUGACGAGACGCCGGUGCCAUCUGCGGUCAAGAAGAAGUACUCGCACGCGCCGCUCAUGGUCGAGGGCGACUGGCAGAGCUACUCGCUCCAGAUCAAGCGAGCACCGAAGCCGUUCGACCCCAGCGGCGCGUGGUGCAAGAACUGGGACGCGUUCGAGCGGGCGUUGUUGGGCGUCGACGAGGCGAAAUGGUCGGGUCUUCGGAAGUGA